AUGUCUGGAAACAUCUCCAUAGACUCAGAUAGUCCUGAUUCAACAAAUUCCAAAAUUUUUAGGGCCGUCGCCGAUGUUUUUCAGAGUGCACAAUCCACUUAUGCAGGUCAUCGCAGACACAUCGCGGUCUUGAAAAGAAUUCAAUCCAAAGCUGUUGAAACCGGGUAUGAGGAAGUGUUCAACUACUGGUUUAAUAAGAUGGUUACGUUGAUUUUGCCCCUGAAAAGAACGGAAAUCGUGGGUGAUAGAAUUGUGAGAUUGGUCGCAGGAUUGGUGGCAAGUCUCGAGCAUGAACUAGAGGCCAUCAGGGAUAAACAGGAAGAAUUCGAUGGGAAAGAAAAGGUCUUUUCGAGAUUCGUGGACCAGUUUAUCCGUCAUAUUCUGCGAGGAGUAGAAUCGCGUGAAAAAAAUGUAAGGUAUAGGGUUGCACAGCUUUUGGCUGUAAUCAUGGACAACAUAGGAGAGAUCGAUGAGGAUCUGUACAAAUUGAUUAUGUGGUCAUUCGAGAAACGACUAUUUGAUAAGGAACCGCCCGUACGAAUUCAGGCCAUUUUCUGUCUUACCAAAUUCCAAGACGAAGACAACGCUUCGGAAACCAUGGACGAAGCGUCCACCAAACUAAUUCAUGCCAUUCGGAAUGAUCCAAGUGCCGAAGUUCGAAGAGCAGCCAUGUUGAAUCUCGUCAGCCUCGACAAAACAAAAAACAUCAUAAUGGAGCGAGCUCGCGACGUCAACCCUGUUAAUCGACGUAUCAUUUAUACAAGAGUGCUGAAGAAUAUGGGUGCAUCUGUAUUCCAGGAGCUAGAUGAGGCUCUGAUUGCGAAGCUGAUCACUUGGGGACUUGAAGAUCGCGAAGAGGCAGUACGAAAUGCUUGUGUGCGUUUGGUAGCCUUUGACUGGUUGAAUCUAAUGGAUGGGGAUAUUAUAAAGCUUCUAUCGGAGCUCAAUGUGACCUCGAAUAAUGUUUGCGAAAAAGUUCUAGACGCCAUUUUCACUUAUAGAGAGGAUACUGUUGCUAAGAUAAAACUACCUGAAAACGUUUGGGAUUCUUUGACGGCCGAAAUCACCUUCCUCAUAAGAGCAUUCCAUGCACAUUGUAUGCAACAUAAGCUCGAAGACAUAAUUGACGACAACUUUCCCGAAGCUUCGAGAUUAUCGGAGAUUUUGCAAAAGUACAUGGACCUUAGAUUCUCCAACAAUGAACUUUCGAAAUCAGAUGUCACCUAUCUCGAGUUUAUCAUUGAGCAGCUUCUAUCAGUAGCUUUCAAGUUUGAUUACAGUGACGAAAUUGGUAGGCGUGCCAUGCUGAUGAUAAUUCGUAACGCUCUGGCAAAUUACAGCUUGACCGCACCUAUUGUGAAAAUAGCCCUCCAAGUACUUAAGGUGUUGUCGAUCAAUGAGCGUGAUUUUAUAGCAAUGACAGUCGAAAUCAUCACCGAUAUACGCGAUGAGGAUAUUGAAAAGCAAGAAGCCGAAGAAGCCAACCGCGAUUCACGAGUCAAACCGAACGAGGACGAGGAUGAUGAAGCUGCUGUAGAGUCAUUUCACUCGGCAGUUGACGAUCUAGUCAACAACAAAAACACACCAGUCCCAAGUGUCGCAACAGUGGGCCCAGAAAAAGAGGUUAGCCCACAUACUCUCCUUGCGUGUCUCACCAUGUCACAAUAUAUGCUGGAGCUCAUACAUUCGUCAAUCGAUGAAAACGUUAUGAUAUCAUCCUUGAUUGAUACGCUGAUUACACCGGCCGUCAGAAGUACUCAGUCAGAAGUUAGAGAACUUGGCGUUCGUAAUCUAGGGCUUUGCUCUUUGUUGGAUGUCAACAUCGCCACUGAAAGUCUUUAUCUUUUUGGGAUGUGCGUAUCCAAGGGUGAUGCAGGCCUGAAAACCAUAGCACUUAAGGUUAUAGCAGACAUUUUCUCGGUGCAUGGAACAAAAGUGGUGGAUGGCGAAGGCAAAGUCGACUCCAUCUCCUUGCAUAAGAUCUUUUACAAAACCUUGAAAAAUUGCGAACUACCGGAGUGUCAGGCAACGGUUGCAGAGGGCUUAUGCAAACUGUUUCUGGGAGAUGUAUUCAUUGAUGAUGAUCUAUUUGAGACCCUUAUUCUAUCAUAUUUCUCACCUGCAAACUCUCAAAACGAAGCUUUAGUGCAGGCGUUUGCGUUCUGUCUCCCCGUUUAUUGUUAUUCUCAUAUCAGACAUCAAAAAAGAAUGGUGCGCGUUGCAGGCGACGUGCUACUGAGACUUUCAGUGUUGUGGGAUGAGCUGCAGACUAACGACGACAACUCAAUGCCUCCUGACUCUAUGCUCAAGCCAAAUGUCAUUCUUCAAGAACUGAUAGAGUGGACGGACCCACGAAAAGUUGUAAACCAAACAGAGGAACAUCUUCAAGAUGAAGAAGAUACGCAGCUGGAUUUUCUCCUGAACAUCCUCCGCAUGUACUAUAAGUUUGAGCGCAAAGAGGUAAAGAAAAUGAUUUUGACCAACAUCAAUAGGUUCACCUUCCAAGAUCGGAGUAUUCGAAAGUGGAAAGAGGUGCGCGAGAUUCUUGAAGACAUCUCAGAUAACGACGACAUCGAUUCUACAAGUCGGACGUCUAUCAGUAAAUUCCUUUUUUCAUUACAAGAGAACAUUUUGAGUGAAGAUGUUGAUGUUGAAAGUACGAGAGAUGGGGCGAGUGAUGUUGAGGAGCAAUUAUCCACCUCUUCAAGUGAAGAAAGAAUGUCAAAAGACGAAAAAACCGAUCUGAGUCCAGCUUCAUUGAACGAUGCAAAAUCUAAUGUGUCUAUGGCUGACGAGGAAAAACCCUCUGUUACCUCUGAUGCCCCUUCUCAGGUGUUGUUGCCCUCUGCGUCUGAUACAGUUUCUUCUGAAGAAAAUAGCCGUCUGCGAAGCAAAAAGAGGAACAGAGCAGACCUUUCUGAUUCUGAAAGUAGCUCUGAUCGGGAAAAGAGUAAUAGAAUGGUUAGCUUCGUUUUGCCCGAACCUCAAAGUAGUCAAUCUAGUGACUCAUCAUAUGGCGGUCAGCUCGAGGACAGCAGUUUCGAGGACGACAAGGAAGAGUGA
Messenger RNA from Lachancea sp. 'fantastica', 3063 nucleotides. NCBI's taxonomy places the organism in Eukaryota, Fungi, Ascomycota, Saccharomycetes, Saccharomycetales, Saccharomycetaceae. The record is from the annotation of a GenBank genome assembly.